Messenger RNA from Cornus florida, 2479 nucleotides. Its product is annotated as cleavage and polyadenylation specificity factor subunit 3-I. NCBI's taxonomy places the organism in Eukaryota, Viridiplantae, Streptophyta, Magnoliopsida, Cornales, Cornaceae. Gene Ontology annotation, molecular function: 5'-3' exonuclease activity; RNA endonuclease activity; RNA binding. The record is from RefSeq and is a predicted model, not a curated record. Gene Ontology annotation, cellular component: mRNA cleavage and polyadenylation specificity factor complex. Bases 236 to 2320 code for a protein of 694 amino acids. The transcript is spliced from 7 exons. Gene Ontology annotation, biological process: mRNA 3'-end processing by stem-loop binding and cleavage.
ACUCCCAAUUAACACACUCGAGCUCACACUCAAGCUCGUAGUCGUCGCCCUCUCUACCCUCUUGCGCCAAAAAUACAAAUCAAACACCAUCGCUGGGGUUUCUGGUUCCAUUGUGCAGCGCUUGGUUUGUUGACCUAGGGUUUAAUCUACUCUCUUUUGUUUCGGUAGGUGCUGUAAUCGAGACGACAGAGAAGACGUUUAUUGAGGGGGUUCUGUGUGAUUGUUGAGUUAGAGAAUGGCUUCAACAGGACAACCGCCGUCCUCUUUGAAGAAACGCGAUUCAUCAGCAACAAGAGAAGGGGAUCAGCUGAUUAUAACCCCUUUAGGGGCUGGCAAUGAAGUGGGUCGGUCCUGCGUGUACAUGUCUUACAAAGGGAAAACUGUUUUGUUUGACUGUGGAAUUCAUCCGGCUUACUCGGGCAUGGCUGCUUUGCCUUACUUUGAUGACAUUGAUCCUUCAACCAUUGAUGUUCUUCUUGUCACCCACUUUCACUUGGAUCAUGCUGCUUCCCUUCCAUAUUUCUUGGAGAAGACCACAUUCAAGGGGCGAGUUUUUAUGACUCAUGCUACAAAGGCUAUCUACAAGUUACUUUUGUCGGAUUAUGUAAAAGUGAGCAAAGUUUCAGUUGAAGAUAUGUUGUAUGAUGAACAAGAUAUCCUUCGCUCCAUGGAUAAAAUUGAGGUUAUUGACUUCCAUCAGACAUUAGAAGUAAAUGGUAUCCGCUUCUGGUGUUACACUGCUGGUCAUGUCCUUGGUGCUGCCAUGUUCAUGGUGGACAUUGCUAGUGUCCGAGUGCUCUACACUGGAGACUAUUCUCGUGAAGAAGACAGGCAUCUCCGUGCUGCUGAGCUCCCACAAUUCUCCCCUGACAUUUGCAUUAUUGAAUCCACCUAUGGUGUUCAACUGCAUCAACCACGACAUGUUCGAGAAAAGCGCUUCACUGAUGUCAUUCACUCUACCAUUUCUCAAGGGGGUCGCGUUCUGAUCCCAGCAUUUGCCCUUGGCCGUGCCCAAGAACUCCUCCUGAUCCUUGAUGAGUAUUGGUCGAACCAUCCUGAGCUCCAUAAUAUUCCUAUAUAUUAUGCUUCACCCCUCGCAAAAAGGUGCAUGGCUGUUUACCAGACAUACAUCAAUUCCAUGAAUGAGAGAAUCCGCAAUCAAUUUGCCACCUCGAACCCUUUUGAUUUCAAGCACAUAUCACCAUUGAAGAGUAUUGAGAAUUUCGAUGAUGUAGGCCCGUCAGUGGUAAUGGCAAGUCCGAGUGGCCUUCAGAGUGGGUUGUCUCGCCAACUAUUUGAUAAAUGGUGCACUGAUAAGAAAAAUGCUUGUGUUAUACCUGGAUAUGUUGUGGAAGGGACGUUGGCCAAAACCAUCAUUAAUGAACCCAAGGAAGUUACUCUCAUGAACGGUUUGACUGCUCCUCUCAACAUGCAGGUCCAUUACAUUUCCUUCUCAGCUCAUGCGGAUUAUGCUCAGACGAGUGCUUUCUUAAAAGAGCUUAUGCCUCCUAAUAUUAUUCUUGUUCACGGAGAAGCUAAUGAGAUGGGAAGGCUUAAGCAGAAGCUUAUCUCCCUGUUUGCUGACCGCAACACCAAAAUUAUCUCCCCUAAGAAUUGCCAGUCGGUUGAAAUGUAUUUCAACUCUGAGAAAAUGGCGAAAACUAUUGGAAAGCUGGCCGAAAGGACCCCAGAAGUUGGUGAAACCGUCAGUGGUUUGCUGGUAAAGAAAGGCUUCACUUAUCAGAUCAUGUCCCCUGAUGAUCUCCAUAUCUUCUCGCAGCUAUCCACUGCAAAUGUCACUCAAAGGAUUACCAUCCCUUACUCAGGUGCCUUUGCUGUGAUAAAGCACAGGCUCAAGCAAAUAUAUGAGAGUGUAGAGUCAUCUGUUGAUGAUGAGUCCGGGGUUCCAACUUUGCGAGUGCACGAUCGAGUGACGGUGAAGCAGGAAUCGGAGAAUCAUAUUUCUGUGCAUUGGGCAGCAGAUCCUAUUAGUGACAUGGUCUCAGACUCGGUUGUGGCUCUGGUUUUAAAUGUAAGUCGGGAGAUGCCCAAAGUAGUUGUUGAGGAGCCAGAAAUAAAUGAAGAAGAAAACGUGAAGAAGGCUGAAAAAAUCUGCCAUGCCCUUCUCGUUUCACUCUUUGGAGAUGUGAAGCCUGGAGAGAAUGGGAAGCUGGUGAUAAGUGUUGAUGGGAAUGUGGCGCAUCUUGAUAAACAGAGUGGCGAUGUUGAAAGUGAAAAUGAAGGCCUUAAGGAACGAGUGAGGUUGGCAUUUAAGCGUAUCCAAAAUGCAGUGAAGCCAAUCCCUCUCUCUGCAUCUUAGCUUUUCUUUUACUUAUUUUCUAGUUGUUCUCAACUUUUGAUAUCGAGUUAACGCGUGAAUUUAACUUGUAUGCUAUGUAGAAGGAACUGAUUACUAGAAUUCUCAAUGCUUAUAUAACUUAGUAGCAAAGUGGAUCACAAAUAGCUGCUUUUUAAUUCA